This is a messenger RNA of Contarinia nasturtii (swede midge), 1219 nucleotides long. Its product is annotated as pentatricopeptide repeat-containing protein 2, mitochondrial-like. Gene Ontology annotation, molecular function: RNA binding. The coding region runs from base 379 to 933 and encodes 184 amino acids. The transcript is spliced from 6 exons. NCBI's taxonomy places the organism in Eukaryota, Metazoa, Arthropoda, Insecta, Diptera, Cecidomyiidae. Gene Ontology annotation, cellular component: mitochondrion. Gene Ontology annotation, biological process: mitochondrion organization; multicellular organism development; regulation of mRNA processing. The record is from RefSeq and is a predicted model, not a curated record.
CUCAAAUGUAGCUGUCAGAUUGAUGUGUAUGAAAUGAACAAAUAACCUCAAAUUAAAAAUACUAGAAAUACUUUGUUUCUCGAAUAGUCGUAUUUAUAACGAUGAUAUUAAAUUAUUUGCGGAUUUUCGGGCAUUCAAUUCAUCGAAAUGCUUUAACGGUGUGUUCAACGAGGAAAUUAUUUACAAAAGAAUUUCUAUGGGUAACUUAAUAUGAAUCACAGCGAUUGGAAGCCCUGAAAUUAUUUCAACCGGAUACAGUGUUGGAAACCAUUGAAUUCCAACUAAGGGCAAAAAAAUAGGGAAGAACUAAUUAAAAAUUUUAAACGAUGGAUUCAUGUGAUAGAUAGGUCACAAUGCAAGGAACACUUUCCCUUCCUGAUGGAGUGCUUACUAUUCAUUCGUGAUAAUCCGCAUCCUGAUCCAACUAAAAAAUUUACCUUUGGACCAGUUGUAAUGCGAAUGCUUCAUUCGCUAAAUAUGUCACAUGAAGCAAUAAACAUCGCUCACAAUUUUGAAACUGCGGACAUAUUUGAUGAAGCUUCUUCUCCAAUAAUUUUAUGCGAUUUACUCUUCAACAAUGGCAUGUACAACGAAGUGCUACGAGUAGUUCAGAGAAAAAAGGCAAUGAACGAAAAGAGAGACAUGAAGACAACACAUCUUUUAAACUGCAUCACGUUUGCCACAUGUUAUAAAUUGAAUACACAAGAUCACUUGUCGUUCGCAUUGGAGAUAUGGAACAAAUCAGUUAAGGAACAUCAACUCUCGGAAGCUUUCAAUUUCUUGUGUAUGAACGCAGUUAAUCUGGAUCAAGCCAAAAUAGCGCUGGAUAUAUUACCCGCCAACGAUUCAAAUUUCGCGGAAUUUGUAUUAUCGGAUUGUGGAAAAUAUGCGGAAGCAACACAAGUAAUCAUAUGCGUGUUGCGAAUAGAAUGAGAGAAAAUUUAAACAAAUACGACCAAACUGUAGAUGCGAAUAACUUUUAUAACUUACUGAACGAUGUAGAAAAUCGAGCCACAAAAAUUACUAUUGACGAAAUACUUUGUCGGCCCAUUGCUUUGAUUCCGAAGAAAGGUGACAAAUACGGCCAUAGUUCACUCAAGAGCAAAUAGAAUCGGAUUAAUUUUUAAAUAAAGAGGAAAAAGUUUUUGUUUGAAAUGUUAUUUCUUCUCAAUCGUCCAUAUUUGGUCAAGCAAAUAAAAACACAUCUAGUACUUUGAAA